This is a messenger RNA of Beta vulgaris subsp. vulgaris (sugar beet), 1263 nucleotides long. RefSeq lists its product as uncharacterized. The record is from RefSeq and is a predicted model, not a curated record. NCBI's taxonomy places the organism in Eukaryota, Viridiplantae, Streptophyta, Magnoliopsida, Caryophyllales, Amaranthaceae. Bases 1 to 1263 code for a protein of 420 amino acids. The transcript is spliced from 4 exons. Gene Ontology annotation, molecular function: zinc ion binding.
AUGGCUACUAGCACACUCUACAAGAUGAGAACUGUGGCUUUGAGGGAAAUGAAUGGUGGCCAUGAUGAGUCUUAUGCUUGGUUGCCCAAGUACUAUGAGGUGGUUAGGAGCACAAACCCUGGUUCCAUAGCCAACUGGUGUAGGAGCUUGGUUGGAGUGGAUGGAGCUCAUUUGAAGGGUAACUUCGGGGGAGUCUUGCUAUCUGUAGUUGCCAUUGAUGCCAAUAAUGAGCUUUUCCCUUUUGCUUGGGCCAUAGUCAAUGCUGAAGAUGAGGAGAGUUGGAGAUUCUUUGUUUGGCAUUUGAAGAGAGUACUGCAAUCUUGCAAAAGGGGUGAUGGGGAUGAGUGGUGCAUUAUAUCUGAUAGACAAAAGGGAAUUGAUGCUGCCGUUACUGCUUUAUGGCCUACAACAGGGAGGCGAUACUGUUGCAAACAUCUUGCUAAGAACUGGAAGGGUGCAUUCCCUGGGCCCCUCAUGUACGCACUUUUUUGGAAGGCUUGUAGUGCAACAAGUCCAUUUACCUUCAAGAAAGCCAUGGAACAAAUACAAAGGACUAAUCCCUUAGCUUUGGUGUGGUUGUCUAAAAUUGGAGAUCAAGCAAGGUGGUCUCGACACCAGUUUGAUCCCAAUAUAUGCUCUGAAGAGAACAAGACCAACUUCGUGGAGAGUUUUAAUGCUACUCUAGGAGUUGAUAGAGCAAGACCUGUAUUGACUUUGAGGGUGUGUAUGGUUAGAAUGUCUAAAAGAAGACAAGCUUGUGCCAAUUGGAACGACAAUGAACCUUGCCCUAACAUAGUUAGAAGAAUCCAGAAGUUUGUGUUAGACUCAAGAAUGUGCAAAGCAUAUGAGAGUGGUCCAGGGGAGUUUGAGAUCAGAGAUGGGAAGUCCAUGUUGCCAGUGAGUUUGAACAAGAGAACUUGCAUUUGUGGUUUGUGGCAAAUAUCAGGCUUGCCUUGUAAGCAUGCAAUAAGAGCAUUAUUAUAUGCUAAAGAAGAUCCAUACAUGUACACUAGCACCUGGUACUAUGGGGGAGUCUACAAGCAGACUUAUGGUCAGACCAUUAAGUCAAUUCCAGAUCAAGAUAAUUGGCCAGAGAUUGACCAGCCAAAGAUUUUGCCACCAACAUUGAGAAGGGGUGUAGAUAGGCCCCCAAGAAACAGGAGAAGGGAAAUUGGUGAGGAAGAAAAGGGAAAAAGGUCCACAACUAUUAGAUGCACCAACUGUCAUGAGUUUGGUCACAACAGGUUGACAUGCAAAGGAUGA